GGAUUCUGCGCCUCUCACCGGUGGAACUGCUUUCGAUUGUUGGCGGGCCCCGCGUCCGCCAUCUUGCUUUCAGUGAGCUAGCGAGCGGCAGUAAGAGAAGCCGUCCGUUGUAAUCGACAUUCGACAAACCGUUUUAAGGAACACACACGUAAGCCCCUCCCCACCUCAAAGUUUCACCUCCGAAAAAGAAAAAAAGAGCCUUUUAAAAAAAAAGCGAGAUAAAAUAACAAUAGGAAACCAAAAAAGCAUUAAAAAAAAAAGGAAGAGCGCAUCGCAUUUGGUUUGCCCGAAAAAUUGUCAUUGAGUCAGUCGUUAGCCGUCACUAUUUAUCAAGUAAAUCCUCAUAAAUAAAUUAUUGAAUCACGUUUAAUCGGUCGGGGAGAGUUUAACCGAUAAAUCGAGGGAUACUCAGUGAUUUGAGGUUCGGAGAUUUCGGAGUUUUUAACAUAGUUUCUCUUUUAUUUCAAUUGCACCGAUUAAUAUCGACGAGCCAGGAUGUCAGAGCGGGAGGACAACGUCUACAAGGCGAAGCUUGCCGAGCAGGCCGAGCGCUACGAUGAGAUGGUCGAGGCGAUGAAGAAGGUGGCAUCCUUAGACGUUGAGUUGACCGUUGAGGAGAGAAAUCUACUCUCGGUUGCGUACAAAAAUGUCAUUGGAGCGAGGAGAGCGUCAUGGCGAAUAAUAUCCAGUAUCGAGCAGAAAGAGGAGAAUAAGAGUGCUGAGAAUAAACUCGAGAUGAUACGCCAGUACAGAUCUCAAGUUGAGAAGGAACUCAGGGACAUUUGUGCCGACAUACUUGAUGUACUUGACAAGCAUCUGAUUCCCUGUGCAUCCACGGGUGAAUCCAAAGUCUUCUACUACAAAAUGAAGGGUGAUUAUCACCGUUAUCUAGCCGAGUUUGCAAUUGGCACAGACAGGAAAGAAGCAGCUGAGAAAUCUUUAAUAGCAUACAAAGAAGCCAGCGAAAUUGCAAUGACAGAAUUACCACCAACUCAUCCAAUUCGUCUAGGAUUAGCUCUUAACUUUUCUGUAUUUUAUUACGAGAUACUCAAUAGUCCAGACCGAGCGUGUCGUCUGGCGAAGGCAGCAUUUGACGAUGCUAUUGCCGAACUCGAUACAUUGUCUGAGGAGAGUUAUAAAGAUUCAACCCUAAUCAUGCAAUUACUCAGGGACAACCUCACUCUAUGGACAUCCGAUAUGCAGGGUGAUGGUGAAGGUGAACAAAAAGAACCAACGCAGGAUGUGGAAGAUCAGGAUGUAUCGUAACUCUAGUUUCAGUGAGUGUUAAUUGCGCAUACAAUUGAGACACAAGAAGAAAAGAAGAAGAAAACAACAACAAACAAAAAAAAACUCUUAAUAACUUUUAAGCAAGAAAUAAAUAAAGUAAAUAAAGAAUGAAAACCAUGAAAAAAAAGGCAAAAAAAAAAAAAAAAAAAUGAGGGUGGGAGGUCGGGGAAAUUGAGAUAAUCGAGGGGGAGAACGAGAGGGGGGACAGAACAAUGGUAGAGACGAUUGAUAAAUAGAAUAAUGGAUUAAUGAGGGGAGAGGUAUCUUUCACGAUUGCGUGCAAGUAUGCGAUAAAAAAUCUCGUUUGUAAAAUGAGUCACAUUAAGGCAAAAGGGUAAGUCAAUCUUUUUUUGGGCAAUUGUUCGAUGGUAAAAUUACUGUGAAUGUUGAUAAGAAAAAUACUGGUGAUUUAAAAAAUUAAUUUUUCCCUUAACAUUGGCAGAUUAUCUAUGAUAAUUCGAGCGUUAUUCAAGUGCCCUCCCUUCAAUUCUUAUACAUUCAUCGGUUUCAUCCCCUCCUCUCACUCACGCAUGAUAACACACAAUCAAAUUUAUUUGGAGUUUGUCACAACUGAGAGACGCAGUUGAUUUCUAAUGAGUGAAAUUCGUGGUUGAAUGAUAAAACGUAAUGAGUGAAUUUGACAUUUUAUUGUUAAUUGCGAUUACCUCGGCAAUGGGGGAAUUCAGAGGAGAUAUUCUUGAGGGGAUUUAUUCUCCACAGAAAGCCUGUGACAUUUUCUCCUCGAGUCACUCAUUCUCACGAUGAAUCAACUUUGAAAAUAAAAAGUAGACAAUGGACUUGUUCUUUUUUAUCAGUUACGUUUUACCAAUUAACUCCUGAAACUGAUUGAGACAAUUGAAAACCAAAAUUCGUAGUUGAAACGUCGAGGAAAGCAGAGGCACAAAAACAUUAACGAGAAUUUAAUUGAGUGAAGCAAAAAUUGAGGAAAAAAAUUCAAGUACGAAAGUAGUUUAAGGAUCUCGAUGAAAAAAAAAACCCAUUGCAAUAAAUAAACAAUCUCGUCGGUAUUCGUUAGCUUAGCACCUGUAAUCAAUGAGAAAAAACAUGAGAAUUAAUAAAAACGUAAGAUUAAAUAGAGCUUGCUACGGGGCAAUCUCUCCGUUUAACCGCGUCUGCCUGAUUACGGAGAAAUUAAAAUGAAUGAAUUUGUGAAUAAUUCAUUGGAAAGGGUUUAUUUAAUUACUUAGAGUCAAGACCUCAACAAAAGACAAGAAAGAAAACAGUUUUAAAUAAAUGAAAGAGAAAAUUAAA
Molecule: messenger RNA, 2559 nt
Organism: Fopius arisanus
Lineage: Eukaryota; Metazoa; Arthropoda; Insecta; Hymenoptera; Braconidae
Gene: 14-3-3epsilon
Product: tyrosine 3-monooxygenase/tryptophan 5-monooxygenase activation protein epsilon
Exons: 4
Coding region: 496-1266 (256 amino acids)
Biological process (GO): signal transduction; regulation of mitotic cell cycle; intracellular protein localization
Cellular component (GO): cytoplasm
Molecular function (GO): phosphoserine residue binding
Source: RefSeq, a predicted model, not a curated record